Molecule: messenger RNA, 3922 nt
Organism: Cyclopterus lumpus (lumpfish)
Lineage: Eukaryota; Metazoa; Chordata; Actinopteri; Perciformes; Cyclopteridae
Gene: csgalnact1a
Product: chondroitin sulfate N-acetylgalactosaminyltransferase 1a
Cellular component (GO): Golgi cisterna membrane
Molecular function (GO): glucuronosyl-N-acetylgalactosaminyl-proteoglycan 4-beta-N-acetylgalactosaminyltransferase activity
Source: RefSeq, a predicted model, not a curated record
CUCACACCCGCUCCUGCUCUCCGCAUGUGCCGGCUGUGGACCAGCGGAGGACUGCAGGGACGGGACCAGCGGCACCGGGACGAAGACGAACCGGGAUGAAGUAACGGUCCGCUGCAACGAGGGGAAAACGACAUGAGGAAACCACGGCUCUCCACGGAGGAUUUGCUUUCUCGUGAAACGUAGCAUUUUUGCUCCAUCCGUCACGCUGCUUCAUCCGGGCCGCCGUGAAAUGGACAUUAUGGUGUGACUGAGGGAGUCAGCGAACAGAUGACUCACAUAUGACUCACAUAUGAUAGAUGAUGUAACAAUGUGAGUCUUCUCGCGGUCCAUGGAGCUAAUUGGACCGACGGAAAGGGAGAAAGGGAUUUUUCUCAUACGUUGACUUGGCCAAUGUCCAAACAAGUUACAAUCUCAGGCAGUGGCGGGGCAAUGACCUAAUUCAGAUGAAAUGACGUCAUACUGAUAAGUAGCUGGGUGAUGGAACAUAAUCACAAAUGGACUCUUAUCAUCGUGGCUGGAGUGUGUGAGGUUACAUGAUACUUCUGUGUGUGUGUGUGUGUGUUUAACUCAGAGGAGUGAGUUUUGAUGCUUCAUGCAGCGAUGUUGCGGCGUGGCCUGCUAGCCUGGGUCUCCCGUGUUGGAGGCGUGCUGGUGCUCCUUUGCUGCUCCCUGUCGCUCCUCUAUGUGAUGACCUGCAGUCCGCCGCACUCUGACGACCCUCCGCUGAGCCAUGCUCUCCCCCGUGCUGGACCCAACCACCCUAGCCUCGGGGGCACGGGGCCGGGGAUUGGAGCGGGAGCCGUUGGGACAGGAGGAGCCCGAAGCGGUGGCCCCACCGGUGUUCAAUCUUAUCAGGUGCUCCUCCAAGAGCGCGAGGAGCAGCACCACCUCCACAUCUCCUCCUUGAAGAAGCAGAUAGCUCAGCUGAAAGAUGCCUUGCAGGAGCGUAGCCAGCAGCUGAAAGGAGUGCAGGAGAGUCUGAAGAGAGCCACCGGGGGCCCAGCGGGAGGACAGGAAACUGGGUCACAGGGAGGUGGUCUCGGGGAGGCCCAGGGAGCCAAGAGCCAGCAGGCCGACCUCCAGGAGUUCCUGUGGAGCCAGCUGUCGAAGGCCGAAGUCACCGCCGGAACUCGAUUGCCCAGCGAGUACGCAGUGGUGCCCUUUGAGAGUUUCACCCUGCAGAGGGUGUACCAGCUGGAGAUGGGGCUGACGCGUCACCCCGAGGAGAAGCCUGUGAGGAAGGACAAGAGAGAGGCGCUGGGGGAGGUGCUGGAGAUGGCCCUGCACAGCCUCAACACGCCGUCGUCCCAGCAAGACAGCAGGAGUGCAGCAGAAGACACUCAAACAAGCAAAGUGUACGCACCGUCCGACUUCAUAGAAGGUGUCACCCGAACAGAGAAGGACAAAGGCACCCUGUACGAGCUGACCUUCAGAGGGGAGUCAAGUACUGAAUUCAGACGCCUGGUCCUCUUCCGCCCCUUUGGACCGCUGAUGAGGGUGAAAAACGAGAGGGUGAACACGGCCAACAUCCCCAUCAACAUCAUCGUGCCGCUGUCCAGGCGCACAGACAAGUUCAAACAUUUCAUGCACAACUUCAGGGAAGUCUGUGUGCGUCAGGACGGCCGGGUCCAUCUGACCGUGGUGUAUUUUGGGAAGGAACAGAUGAGCGAAGUCCGCAGCACUCUGGAGAACACAUCCAGGGAGGUUCAUUUUAAGAACUUCACUCUGCUGCAGCUGGACGAGGAGUUUUCUCGGGGUCGGGGUCUCGACGUCGGGGCCCGAGCCUGGAAGGGAGGCAACGUGCUGCUCUUCUUCUGCGACGUGGACAUCUACUUCACCGCUGACUUCCUCAACACCUGUCGACUCAACACGCAGCCCGGUAAAAAGGUGUUCUACCCGGUGUUGUUCAGCCAGUACAACCCCACUCUGAUCUACGGAAGUCAGGACCACAUCCCCGCCGUGGAGCAACAGCUGGUGAUCAAGAAAGACACGGGUUUCUGGAGGGAUUUUGGUUUCGGCAUGACCUGCCAAUACAGGUCCGUCAUCAACAUAGGAGGUUUUGACAUCGACAUCAAAGGCUGGGGCGAAGAUGUCCACCUGUACAGGAAGUACCUCCAUAGCAACCUCCUGGUGGUGCGAGCGCCGUCACGAGGCUUGUUCCACCUGUGGCACGAGAAGCAGUGCGCCGACGAGCUCCCUCCAGACCAGUACCGCAUGUGCAUGCAGUCCAAGGCCAUGAACGAGGCCUCGCACGGCCAGCUGGGGAUGCUCUUCUUCAGGCACGAGAUUGAAGCUCACCUCCGCAAACAGAAACAACAGCAGAACUCAAACCCAAAGAAGUCGUGAGCACUUCAAGAUGGUGGAAUUAUAAUCACCGCAAUGACUGCAAUCCGUGGAAGUGACUCGGAGGAAUCCAACUGAACUACAAUCCGAUUUUUGAAGGAAUAUGUCAAACAUUUUUAGAAAACAAAGAGUCAGACUGAUAACACUCUUCUGUCUAAAUGUAGACCUGGAACCAGCGGAUGGAUUAGCUUAGCUUAGCAUAAAGAAGGUGAAAAAAAAGCAGCCUACGUUAUAUCUCUAAUCUGUAGAAAAAGCAAAUGUAAAAAUGCAUGUAGGACAAUUUCUUGGUGGAAAAAGUCACUGCAAAUAUUUUUGUUUUCUUUGAGGCAAUUGUGUCCCCCUCUGUUUCCUGUCUUUGUGCUAAGCUAAGCUAACUGUCUCUUUAGCAUACAAAUACAAGAGCGGUAUCAAUCUUCUCAAAUAACCCAAAAUGUCAAACUAUUCCUUUCAUGAAAAAAUGAAAAUACUUUUUUUACUUUUCAAGGACUCGGGGCACUCUGUUGCUCUGGAAAGGACAACAUCACAUUAAGAUGAAUUCAAACUGACUUGAGGAACUGGAGGUGGACAUUAAUCAACAGAGUCUCCUGUCUGAAACGUCAGCAUGAAAUGUAAUGUCCAUUUUGUAUUUUCCUCUUUAACUGCAGGAAGGCCUUUUUAGAAAGAAAAGACUCUGGGUCGCGUGCCUUCUGUGAAUUAAACCUGAACUCUACCUGUUCAGACUGGCCAGCGAAAAUGAAACAUACAUGUUUUUAUGUGUAGUGAAACAGAGCCACCUAGUGGACUGAAAGUGAAACAUGUCAGUGCAUGAACAAUGAAGGACUCUUUUUAAAGCCUGGAAUGGCCAAAACAUAUUAUUUUUUAUAAAUUAUUCUUUCCUUUAUUUAUGUUUGUUAUUCCAUAGUUUAUUAUUUCUGAUGCAAUUGCUGCAUGGACAGUAUUAUGUGACCAUUCAACUCUAUAAUAAAUGGUGCCGAGUCAAAGACAAACGUGCUAGGAUCUAUCUCGAGAUGGAUAUUCGUUCUCAAUAUGAGAUGUAUGUAACUAUGCCCAAAAUAUAACUAAAGAUAAAUAAAUUUUUCAAAUCUAUAAUUUAAAGAAUAAGAAGACUAAUUUGUGUUUUUUGUCACAUAACUCAUUUAUAAUUAGGAUCAGGAUUACUGACUGGCAGUAAUACUGCUCACUUUCCGGACAUUGACGAUGACUUAAUAAGUCAGAAUGAGACUUAUUGAUUUUAAUAUUUUUGUUUCUGUCAAUCAAAUUACAUUACAUGUAUUACUGAGCAGUCACAGAAACUGGAGACGUUGUAGAUUUAGAGAUAUAACUGCCUCAAUGGUUACUUAUAUUAGAUUUAAUACAGUCUCCCAUAAAUCUGGCUCCAGCACUUCAAUCAAAAGGAGCUGUCUAUUUGGUGGACCAACCAAAGAUGUGAAAGAGGCACUUUAUAUAUUGUGUUUUCAUUGUUUGCCUAUGAAACAUUCCUUUUUUUUAAAAAUACAUUGAAUGCUUUUGAAGUGUAAGUUUCAAGUUUAUUUUUUCAUUUCAUGUUGAAGAGUUGAAUAAAACAUAUUUGUGCAUUGAA